Molecule: messenger RNA, 2114 nt
Organism: Symsagittifera roscoffensis
Lineage: Eukaryota; Metazoa; Xenacoelomorpha; Acoela; Convolutidae
Product: ankyrin repeat and KH domain-containing protein 1-like
Exons: 4
Coding region: 271-2067 (598 amino acids)
Biological process (GO): signal transduction
Molecular function (GO): protein binding
Source: RefSeq, a predicted model, not a curated record
UGGUUUCAUUGUUUUGCCGACGAAUGGCCCUUGGUCUUUUUGACGACAGUUUGAACAAUAGAAAACUUCAAAAAUAAACGCAAAAGAGAUCAUUUUACUUUAUUUUGUUUUACAUUAAGUCUUCAACCUCGGUCAAAAUAGUUUUUGACUCUUUUUCUGAGUGUUUUACUGAUUGAAAAAAAAACAUUUCCUAUUUUUUUUUAUUUUGCAAAUUGCCUAACGUAAAAAUUGAACAAAAAACGUGCUUUUUUGGUUGAAAAAAAAAUCAAUAUGGUUUCUGUUAUGAAAUCACAUAAUAUUGAGUCCCAUAGAAUAAGCCGCAACGCUACAGCGUUGAAAACAUGGAACAAUUCAUCUGUACGUGGAUCACCUGCGCUUUUUACCACAAAUUCCACUCCAGCUUCAAAAAAUAGUUCCACAAUUCAAAGCAAAUUGCUGAAAAAACCAACAACAAUUCCCGAAUUGUUGCCGCCAAAAAACGAUUCUCAGAAUUUGGAGGGAACUUUGAUGUCCAGUUCUACCGCUUACAUUGAAUUUCCCUGGACUUUGAUCAAGUCUAAAGACGUGACUAAAUUAGAAGAAUGGCUGAAAACGAGCAGCUCUGAAGUGAACAAUUUAAACCCAGAAUUAGGGCUGGGUUUGUUGCACAUUUCGGCCGCAAAGGGAAUGCUUGAGUUUUGCAAGACACUUUUGAAACACGGUGCUGACCCGAAACUGAAGUCAAGAAAAGGUUGUGGCGUAAUUCACCUAGCGGCUCGCCACGGCGCACAGAAUGUACUGGAACUUCUCUUAGAUUUUGAGCCAUCUUUAAUCGGUGAAAUCAGUUCAGACGGGUGGGGCUGUUUGCAUGAGGCAAUUUCAAAUGGAAAACACUCUGUGAUCCAGUUUCUGGCGGAGAAAGGAGCCGACAUAAAUCGACCAAUGCGAGACAAAUUAGAAACGCCCCUUAUGACAGCCAUAAAAACAGGUAACAUUCAAACAAUUGAGACAGUCCUGAGUCUAAAUCCAAACCUGGACCUUCAAAACUCAUCAGGCCUGACAGCUUUGAUUCUGGCAUGUGGAUCUGGUCACAAAAGUGAAGUUUUCACCAAACUUUUGGACCAAGGAGCUGAUUUGAAACUGACUUCAAAUCGUGGCGCCAGCUGUGCCCAUAUUGCAGCUAGAAACGGACAAAUUGAUAUUUUGAAGAUCAUUAUGCAAAAAGAGGCUUCACUUUUGCUCGGGAAGACGGACGACAACUGGAACCCAUUGCACGAAGCAGCUGACUCAGACCAGAGUGACGUCAUUCAGUUCCUACUAGCAGAAACUUCUCUGUUAAUCGACGAGCAGACAUCGACUGGAAACACUGCCCUGCAUUUAGCAGCAAGAAAAUGUAACCUGAAUGCUCUUUCGGCUCUCUGCACUCAAUGUAAAGAGCUUCCUGACUUAGUUCUGAGAAACAAAAACAGGCAAACGGUCAGCGAUGUUCUUGAAGCGCACCCAAAAUCGAACGAAAUAGCUUGGAAAAUGAAAGAAAUCAUUAGAAGCCUCGGCCCUAAAUUUGAGCCGGAAAAAGUGAAAGCAUCGUCUUCAAAAAGCAAAAACAAAGCGGUUUCGGCUGGAUUCGAUCCUGGUACCUCUGAAGUAUCGAAAUCAGUCGAUGUUUUCCUUUCAUACAGCUGGGCCGACGGCAUUUUAGUUGACCAAAUUUACGGAAAACUGACUCAAAAAUGUUUUCAUGUUUGGCAAGAUAAACAGAAAAUAGGACCGGGCGACAAUCUGUAUGGAAAAAUACAAGAAGGUGUACAAAGCUGCAAAGUUUUUGUCCCAUGCUUGACGGAAAGCUACUUAAACUCCGCAAACGCCAGAAGCGAAUUUCAUCUGGCAAAACUUUGGAACAAAAAGAUAAUUCCGCUAAUUCUGGAUCGAAAUUUGACCAAAAAAUGGCCGCCAGUUUCGGAGCUAGCACCUUUGCUGGCACCGCUGGUUUACUUGGUCGUUACCGACGAUAAAAAUGAACUUAUUUUAACAGAGGUCGGCAAACUUUGUUCAAGGAUUUCAGCAACUGAAAUUGACCACUCCAUUUAAUGCUAACAACCUGACUAUGAAUUGUUUAAGCCCAGUUAGAAUUUAAA